GACCGGCUGGAACCCGUCGUUACCAUUAAGAAUAUUGAACGAGAGCUCAUCUGCCCAGCAUGCAAGGAGUUAUUUACCCAUCCACUUAUUCUCCCUUGUCAACAUAGUAUCUGCCACAAAUGUGUAAAAGAAAUUCUAUACUUAACAUUUGAAGAUUCGUUCAAUGAUGCUGCCUCAGAAACUUCCAAUCAUAGUAGCCCUCGCAGUAGAAUGAAUUCCCCUAGCUUGGAUAGAAUUGACAGGGUUAAUAGAUCAGGUUGGAAACGCAAUUCAUUGACUCCUAGGACAACUACCUUCCCUUGUCCAGGAUGCCGGCAUGAUGUAGAUCUAGGAGAACGUGGCAUCAGUGGCCUAUUUCGAAACGUCACCUUGGAAACUAUUGUAGAACGGUACAGGCAGGCAGCAAGGGCAGCCACAGCUAUUAUGUGUGAUCUCUGUAAACCUCCAGCACAAGAAUCCACAAAGAGCUGCAUGGAUUGUAGUGCAAGUUAUUGCAACGAAUGCUUCAAAAUACAUCAUCCCUGGGGAACUUUAAAAGCCCAACAUGAAUAUGUGGGACCAACCACCAAUUUCAGACCUAAAAUUUUGAUGUGUCCGGAACAUGAAAUGGAAAAAGUAAAUAUGUACUGUGAAAUAUGCAGAAGACCUGUUUGUCACCUUUGUAAAUUGGGUGGUACACAUGCAAACCAUCGAGUGACUACCAUGAGCAGUGCCUACAAAACACUCAAGGAGAAACUUUCACAGGAUAUACACUACCUCAUUAGUAAGGAGAGCCAUGUGAAAAACCAAAUUACAGAGCUUGGUCUUUUAGUGAAAGAAGCUGAGUGCAAUGGUGAAAGAGCAAAGGAGGAAGCUUCUAAUAGCUUCGAUAAGCUGUUUCGUGUUUUGGAGGACAGGAAAAACACUGCACUUAGAGCUAUUGAAACAUCAAAAAGUUUAAGAAUGGAGAAAUUGCAUUCUCAAAUAGAAGAGUAUCAUGGACUUCUAGAAAAUAACGGCCUAGUGGGAUAUGCGCAAGAAGUUCUCAAAGAAACAGACCCAUCCUGUUUUGUUCAAACAGCAAAGCAGCUUCAUGAUAGAAUUCAGAAAGCUACUGAAUCUUUGAAGAGUUUCAGGCCUGCAGCUCAAGCUUCUUUUGAAGACUUUGUUCUUGACAUAGAAAAGCAACAGGAAGCUCUUGAAAAUAUGUGUUUCCAUUCAAAUGGGAAUGAUAUACCAGAAUUCAGUGAGGAACGGAGCAAAAUGUAUAACAAAGCUUUGAUCUGUUGGGAUCAUCCACAGAAAAUAGGUUCAGCUGAUACUUACAUACUUGAAUAUCGCAGGCUUAAUAAAGAAGAAGCUAAUUCAGCAUGGCAAGAAAUCGAAGUCUGCAGUAAGAGUGAAAUAAUUUCUGACCUUGAAACAAACAGUAUCUAUGCCUUUAGGGUCAGAGGAUAUAAAGGAUCUAUCUGUAGCCCAUGGAGUAGAGAACUUAUCUUACAUACACCACCAGCUCCAGUUUUCAGUUUUCUUUUGGAUGACAAAUGUGGCUACAAUAGUGAACGUCUUCUGCUAAAUGCAAGAAGAAAUGUUGUGGAAAGCAGAGCUGGGUUUCCUCUGCUUUUGGAAGCCGAACGUAUCCAACAAGGCUGUUACACUGCCCUGGACUACAUUGUUGGAGACACUGGUGUUGUGAAAGGAAAGCAUUUCUGGGCUUUCCACGUGGAACCCUAUUCAUAUCUUGUGAAAGUAGGAGUUGCAUCUGAUGCUAAGAUCCAAGAAUGGUUCCACAAUUCCCGUGAAUUAAGUAGCCCCAGAUACGAACAAGACAGUGGUCAUGACAGUGGGAGUGAAGACAUCUUUGCUGAGUCCUUACAGCCUUUCACAUUAAUAACCAUAGGCAUGAAAAAAAUGUUUAUUCCUAAGGCAUCAUCUGCUUCAGCUGCUCCCAAAGAUUGUGUGAACAGAGUUCUUCCCAUGCCAUCAAACAUCGGAAUCUGCCUUGACUGUGACAAUGGCAACAUUGGAUUCUACGAUGCAGAUCGGAUGAAGUGUCUUUAUGAACGCCCAGUGGAAUGCUCUGGUAAAAUGUAUCCAGCUUUUGCAUUAAUGGGGAGCUCAGGAAUUCAUCUAGAAGAAACGAUUGCAGCAAAAUACCUGCAGUAUCAGGAUGAAGACAUUUAAUACCCAAGGACCCACCUUUAGCUUUGUGUCUUAAUUACAUCAUAACUCCAAGUCCAUCUGCUGCACCCCCUGCUUUCGAGU
This is a messenger RNA of Protobothrops mucrosquamatus (brown spotted pit viper), 2244 nucleotides long. It is a transcript of the gene TRIM36, whose product is annotated as tripartite motif containing 36. NCBI's taxonomy places the organism in Eukaryota, Metazoa, Chordata, Lepidosauria, Squamata, Viperidae. The transcript has 10 exons. Gene Ontology annotation, molecular function: protein binding; zinc ion binding. Bases 211 to 2163 code for a protein of 650 amino acids. The record is from RefSeq and is a predicted model, not a curated record.